Messenger RNA from Sinocyclocheilus grahami, 659 nucleotides. RefSeq names its product splicing factor U2AF 35 kDa subunit-like. NCBI's taxonomy places the organism in Eukaryota, Metazoa, Chordata, Actinopteri, Cypriniformes, Cyprinidae. Gene Ontology annotation, cellular component: U2AF complex. Gene Ontology annotation, biological process: mRNA splicing, via spliceosome. The record is from RefSeq and is a predicted model, not a curated record. Gene Ontology annotation, molecular function: metal ion binding; RNA binding. The coding region runs from base 46 to 495 and encodes 149 amino acids. The transcript is spliced from 4 exons.
CCAAUAUGGCUUUAAAUUCAUUGUUUACAGGAGGUCUUCGCUGAAAUGGAGGAGAAAUAUGGAGAGGUUGAGGAGAUGAAUGUGUGUGAUAAUUUAGGAGAUCACUUGGUGGGAAAUGUCUAUGUGAAGUUCCGCCGUGAAGAAGAUGCAGAGAAAGCGGUGAUUAACUUGAAUAACCGCUGGUUUAAUGGCCAGCCCAUCCAUGCUGAGCUCUCACCUGUCACCGAUUUCAGAGAGGCCUGUUGUCGACAGUAUGAAAUGGGAGAGUGCACUCGAGGAGGCUUCUGCAACUUCAUGCACCUGAAGCCAAUCUCAAGGGAACUCCGAAGAGAUCUGUAUGGUCGCAGGAGGAAGAGGCAUCGCUCCCGUUCACGUUCCCGUGAACGUCGUUCUCGCUCAAGGGAACGCAAUAGAGGAGGAGGAGGAGGAGGAGGAGGAGGAAGAGAGCGAGAGAGACGGAGGUCAAGAGAUAGAGAACGCUCUGGACGGUUUUAAAAUGUCCAUCUUUCUUGAAACCAACAUUCAAUUCCAAACCCUGCCCUAGUGUCUCCUGGUGAAAUGUGAUAAAUGUUGAUUUUAUUUCCUCCCCGAUUUCUUUUCCACUGACCUUUUUAUGCGAGUUUUGUUUGCUUUUCAAUAAAGAUACCUUCAUCGUUUUA